This is a messenger RNA of Arachis ipaensis, 1660 nucleotides long. Lineage: Eukaryota; Viridiplantae; Streptophyta; Magnoliopsida; Fabales; Fabaceae. The record is from RefSeq and is a predicted model, not a curated record.
AAAACAAAAGAGAUUUAAAAAAUAAAUAUUUAUUUUUCCUUUUCUCCCAGAAAAAGUGAAUCCAAAUGCAUGAGGCUUCUGUGUUUGGUUGUUCAGAUUUGAUUCUUUCUCUUCACUCUCUUCACACCUUGGAUCUGCGUCCUUUUCCGCCCUCUUUCUGUCAGCUUUCUCCAUAACACCCUUUUCGCUGCUUUGUUCCCUCAAAGAGCUUCACACUCAGCUGAAACCAAGAUCCAAUUUUGACCCUCACCCAUCGUCAUCCAUUUCAAAUCCCUCUCUGGGUCGAUUUUGAUUCCUCCAAAGGUGUUUUCCUCCGAGUGUGUGAAGGUUAUGGUGAUGAAGGAGCGGCAAUGAGGUGGUUUGUGGCAGAGAAAUGGAGGUUAGAUCGGAGGGUGUUCAGGUGAGGUGCGAUAAGCUUCAAGCACCUGUGAUAGCGAGGACACGUUUGCGGGUUUGGUUCAUUCGAGUGUGUUCAAGCAUUGUGAUUUGGACAUGCCUCAUUCAGCUACUUACAGUCACUGAACUGUGGCGUUCCAAUUUCAUUUCUGGAAUUACAAGUCGAAUAUAUCACACUAAUCAGCGUCCUUUCUUAGCAGAAACCACUGUUGCUCAAGCCCCUCCACCUUAUCCACCUGCAAGAAAUUAUACAAGUAAUGGAUUUCUAAGAGUGUCCUGCAAUGGGGGCUUAAAUCAAAUGCGUGCAGCGAUUUGUGACAUGGUAACAAUUGCUCGACUUUUGAAUCUCACAUUGGUUGUUCCAGAGCUAGAUAAGAAAUCUUUUUGGGCAGACCCUAGUAAUUUUGAAGACAUAUUUGAUGUCACACAUUUCAUCGGGUCUCUUAGAGAUGAAGUUCGAAUAGUGAAAAGAGUGCCGAAGAAGUUUAAUACUAAAAAUGGAUAUUCCACCCUUAAGAUGGCUCCUAUUAGCUGGUCCAAUGAAAAAUAUUACUUGGAGCAGAUUCUGCCACACUUUAGCAAGCAUAAGGUGGUACACUUCAACAAAACAGACGCACGCCUAGCAAACAAUGGUCUGCCAUUGGAUCUACAAAAACUUAGGUGUCGUGUUAAUUUCCAGGCUCUUAAAUUCACUCCUGAAAUUGAGACUUUGGGGCAGAAAUUGAUUCGGAUUCUUCGUGAGAAGGGACCUUUUGUGGCAUUGCAUCUGAGAUAUGAGAUGGACAUGUUGGCUUUCUCAGGCUGUACUCAUGGUUGCAGUCAUGAGGAAGCCGAGGAGCUCAAGAGGAUGAGGUAUGCAUUCCCUUGGUGGAGAGAAAAGGAGAUAGUGUCUGAAGAGAGGAGAUUGCAGGGUCAAUGUCCCUUAACACCAGAGGAGACAGCCUUAGUUCUCCAAGCCUUAGGUUUUGAUAGAGACAUGCAGAUCUACAUUGCUGCUGGUGAGAUCUAUGGUGGCGAGCAUAGACUUGCACAACUGAGAGCUGCAUUUCCAAAAAUUUUAAAAAAAGAAAUGAUGCUGGCCCAUGAUGAGUUGUGGCAGUUCCAAAAUCAUUCAUCACAGAUGGCAGCUUUGGAUUUUAUGGUUUCAGUAGCCAGUAACGCCUUCAUUCCUACCUAUGAUGGGAACAUGGCAAAACUUGUUGAAGGCCAUCGCAGGUAUGUGCACAUAUUUUUGCUAAUCACAAUUUGAUUUCAUAUAGAAGGC